Trichoderma asperellum CBS 433.97 is the source of this 396-nucleotide messenger RNA. The record is from RefSeq and is a predicted model, not a curated record. NCBI's taxonomy places the organism in Eukaryota, Fungi, Ascomycota, Sordariomycetes, Hypocreales, Hypocreaceae.
ACCUUCAUCACCGGUGUCAUGUAGCCUCGACCCUCGCUCAUCCUGAUUUCAGCCAGAGGACCCCGAUAUAACAGUACGACUAUGGCAUGGUAAACAUCUGCACAGCUCCUCGGCGUGUCAUGUACGUACAGUGUUGGGCGUCGGCCCACACUCUUGCUGCUGGCUCAGGCAAUGUGCUGUCUUCUUGUCUUACCCUCUUCUCCUUUCAAGUAUUAUCAGUGCUGGCAGAGAAUCCGGUUCCCCGGUCUGUUCGAAUCGGUCGACUCUCUUAUUUUGUGCUGCUUCUGUCUACCAUUUGCUUUGCUCAGCCCUACCUGCCUCUUGUUGAUCAACGACAUGCCUAGGCUAGCAUCCUGUCGCAUAUUACGUCUCAUCAUCUAUUAAAGGCCCCACGCC